Sclerotinia trifoliorum is the source of this 5398-nucleotide messenger RNA. The record is from the annotation of a GenBank genome assembly. Lineage: Eukaryota; Fungi; Ascomycota; Leotiomycetes; Helotiales; Sclerotiniaceae.
UACCCAGCGCUGCCUCCUCUAUUCACUAUUGCCGAAUGCUGUCAUAUCACUCACCUAAGGGAUCAUCAUCCUGUCUUUUCGCACCGAGUCGAACUACUGCCUAUGUGGUUAGUCAUCUAUCAUCUACUUGAGGCCUUGAUCGUUCUCUUCUCCACAGACAUUGAAAGCCCGUGCUCAAUGCUGUGCUCAAGGCAGGAUUACACUGUCCGCCCUUCAGUUAUCCGCCCUGCCUUUCAGUAAUUCGUGUACGUUCCUACUCAAGUAAGGUUUACCACCUCUUAGACAGCUUGUGAUUCAUUAUCCAACCUUUCAAACUCUGAAUUUUUUGAUUCUUUUUAUCAUUUACAUGUCUCUGCUCAGUACAGAAGGGCGGAUGAUCAGAUUUAUUAAUUCGCAUGUGAUUAACGUUCCAGGGUAUAGCGUACUCUAAAGCAGUUUAACCCAUCCUUAUCGAUACCACGAGAGAGAGAGAUCUUGACGUCGCUGAAUGCUUGACCGGAACAGACAACAUCAGAACAACUUACGUUGUCUGUAUACAACACCAACAACGAGAAGUAAUUAUCAAUAUGGCUCCGGACGAUGAGUCAAAAAAGAGGGUCGCUAGAAAGUCGACGAAGCGAUGGAAAGAAGAACAUCAAGUAGCCAUGGAAAUUCCUGAGCGCUUCCGGGAAGGCGACGAUGAGGACGAGGAUUGCACUGCCGGUCAUGCGCUGAAUAAAUCUGUGUUUGGUAUGAUUGCUGCAGCUAGCUCAAUUGUUGAUUUUAAUGCCAGAUUUGAUGCGCAAUCUAGCGACGAAGAAUAUGAUUUUGGAAAGUCAACCCGGCAAAGUUCCGAAUCGCACAUAAAUCGAAGCAGUAUAGAUCAAAAGACAGGGAAAUUUGAAGGACAUAGAAGACUCAUUUCCGAAAGCAAGAUACUUCGAUCCUUUUCGCGAUUCAGUUCUAGGCCCAAGUCUAAAUCAUCAAACACCAUCGCUAGAGGUAGCCGUACGCCAUCACCACUGCGUGAAUCUCCCCAGGAAUCUACUACGCCUGAGAUAAAAUAUCCACAACUUCAACCAAGGGAUGCACCAGUCAUGAGCAGAAUGUUGGAAGCCCGGGCAGAAUUAUCUUUGCGGCCUAGUUUUGAAAUGCCUCGAAAAUCAAAAGAUCCUGCAGAAGUUGAUGAUGAGAGGCCACCACCGGAUAGUUUAGCAGAGAGGUUGAUGGAGAUUUUCAAGUUUGAAACGCCCGAAGACGUAAUAGAGGGUAGAUUCUACCAUUUUUCCCUCUCAAACGCAUAUGCUAACUACUAUAGAAUAUCCUUGCUGGCUGAUGAAGAGUGUGUUGCUACAAGGUUAUAUGUACAUUACUACUAAGCAUAUUUGCUUCUAUGCAUAUCUACCAAAGAAAGCCGUAUGUUAUUAUCUUGAUCUGUGGUUGGCAAACUAACAAUUAUAUAGAAUGAAGUCGUCAAAUCAGGCUAUCUUUCAAAAUCUGGUCGACAUAACCCAAAGUACAAUAGAUAUUGGUUCCGGCUAAAAGACGACGUUCUUUCAUACUACACCAACCCAUCGGAUUUAUAUUUUCCAAGUGGUAAUAUUGACUUGAGGUACGGGAUUUCGGCAAGCAUUGCGGAAAAAGAGAAAGGGAAAGAUUCUACACAUUUCACCGUUGAAACACAUCAACGUAAAUACAACUUCAAUGCGGAUAGUGCCCCUAGCGCAAAAGAAUGGGUUAAAGCCUUGCAAAAAAUCAUAUUCAGGUCUCAUAACGAUGGCGACAGUGUCAAAAUAUCGUUACCUAUCGAGAAUAUUAUCGACAUUGAGGACAGUCGAAUAAUUGAUUUCGCCGAUACCUGCAAGAUACGCAUUAUUGACAACGAUGAGACUUAUGCUAUUGACGAGGUUAGUAACUUAGAGCCAGAGGAAGCAAACUGCUAACGAAUUGUCUAGUACUUUUUCUCUUUCUUUACCAAUGGCAAAGAAGCAUUAAGCGUACUUAAAAUCCUUGUUGGGGAUACGACCGCGCAGAAAAUACCAGGGGAACUUCUUUCCCCACUAUCAACAGCUGGUGAUAGCCGUGGUAGCUCCAAGCGGACAUCAUUUCAAGUGAGCCGUGACCGGAAGCUCCACGGUCCUCCUGUACAAACCAACGCACCAGCCUUGGAAGAAAACGUCCGAGCAACUUUAUCUCCACUACUCGCUCCAGGGGCUGGAAGUCCUGGAAGUCCUCGCGCCAGCACUGACAUGAGCCUCUCAAGCUCAGAUAUCUUUUGUAGGAGCCUGGAUCUCAAUAAGCACGGCCGACGCAGUAUCGACCUGAAUCAGUUAACUACGGAACAUCACAGAAGUAAUAGUGCAAAUAGCAUCAGCACAAGACGUAGCUUGAGUACCAAUCGCUUAAAUCAAGAAAAGCGUACUUCUAAGCAAGGAUCAUCGGAUUCAUAUGUGCAUUCUUUAGAGGAACCCGGGUCAUCCGAGGCUUUGCCAUCAACAAGCGACGAGACUCAAGCAUCGGCUAGUCAGAUACUACGAGGCAGCGAUGUAUUUUUAUCCCCUACCAUACAGCACUCUCCCUCAGUCGUGUGUAACAGAAACAAAGACGAUCUUCAGAGCUCAAAGUCUCGUUCUCUCACAUCCCCGAUAAAGCCCGCUGAUGUUUCACCGACAAGAACUCAGCGGCCACAGCAUCCCAAACACGCCGCAACCACAGGUUCGGUGAGCGACUCGAACGUUGGGCAAGCGGAAAUCUCAUCUGGCCCUUCUUUACAGAGUAUCGUUAAGGCUGGAUCAUACCCUUUACAAAGAGCAGCAGGAUUUGCUGGCUAUCUCAAUAGACACUCCAAAAGAAUGAGCACUUUACUGGCAAGUGAGUCAAUGGGUUAUGUGGAAAAGGUCUCAGGCAUGUGGAAAGGGGGCAAGAAGCACUAUGAGGAACCCCACGGAAUACCACGUGACAAUGAAAUUCCUAGUAUUGGAGACGAUGAUGAUAACCGGGAUGGUGCUACACCCGCCGACAGAUUUCGUGAUCAUUUUGCCUUACCUCCAGACGAGAAGCUCCAUGCCACAUAUUUUGGCUACUUGCAGCGGGUCCUUCCGCUAUAUGGAAAAAUCUACAUUAGUGACCGAUCUUUUUGCUUCCGCAGCCUACUACCAGGCACGCGAACUAAAUUUAUCCUUCCUUUGAAAGAUAUUGAGAACGUCGAUAAGGAGAAAGGAUUUCGUUUUGGAUAUUCUGGACUAGUCAUCACUAUCCGAGGGCACGAAGAGAUUUUCUUCGAGUUCAAUCAAGCCGAGAACCGAGAUGAUUGUGCAAUAACCCUCUUGCAGAAUGUGGAGACAAUGCAGUAUAUGCAAGACUCCGGGCUUUUGACUACGGAUGAGCGCGAAAGCGCAGAGAUGGCCAGUGCUGAACACAGAGCUUUAAGACAGGCACGGCGCGGGAUCCGUUCUGAGCAUGAUAUCGAUUUGCAUAAAGCAGCCGAUGGUGGAUCACAGUCAAUAUCGUUCGAUGAUCCGAGAGCGUCAAUAUUGAACUUCAAGCCAACGGAGCCUCUCCGUAUCACUUGCUUGACCAUUGGCUCUCGUGGUGACGUUCAGCCUUACAUUGCUCUAUGUAAGGGUUUGAUGGCAGAGGGUCAUCAAACAAAGAUAGCUACUCACUUGGAAUUCAAGGAGUGGAUUGAGUCACACGGUAUUGCAUUUGCUCCAGUUGAUGGUGAUCCAGCCGAAUUGAUGCGGAUUUGUGUCGAAAAUGGAAUGUUCACUGUCUCGUUCUUGAAAGAGGCAUCUUCGAAGUUUCGUGGUUGGAUAGAUGAUUUGCUCAGUUCAUCAUGGCGAGCCUGCCAAGAUUCUGAUAUUCUGAUUGAGAGUCCCAGCGCAAUGGCUGGAAUCCAUAUCGCGGAAGCCCUUCGAAUCCCAUAUUUCCGAGCUUUCACCAUGCCAUGGACAAGGACAAGAGCUUAUCCCCACGCAUUUGCCGUUCCUGAGCAUAAGCUUGGUGGUUCUUACAACUAUGUCACCUAUCUUAUGUUUGACACCGUCUUUUGGAGAGCUAUUUCCGGACAGGUGAAUCGUUGGAGACAAAAGGAGCUAAAUCUGCAGGCCACGGGUCUAGAGAAGAUGCAGCCUAAUAAGGUUCCAUUCUUGUAUAACUUCAGUCCUUCAGUCGUGGUACCACCUCUUGACUACAGCGAUUGGAUUCGAGUCACAGGUUACUGGUUUUUGGAUGAAGGAGCAAAUUACACGCCACCCAAAGAUCUCACUGAUUUCAUCGCAAAGGCGCGCGCAGACGGCAAACGGCUAGUGUAUGUUGGGUUUGGAUCAAUAGUUGUGGCAGAUUCUGCAGUUUUGACCAAAACAGUUGUGGCAUCGGUUCUUAAAGCCGACGUAAGAUGCAUUCUGUCGAAAGGAUGGUCAGAUCGCUUAGACAAGAAAGGCGCUAAUAAUGUUGAAAUACCACUUCCACCGGAGAUAUUUCAGAUAAAAUCUGCACCGCACGAUUGGCUCUUUUCUCAGGUCGAUGCGGCGGCCCAUCAUGGGGGCGCCGGCACCACCGGAGCUAGCUUGCGAGUCGGUAUUCCAACGAUCAUUAGGCCAUUCUUUGGAGAUCAAUUUUUCUUCGGUCAACGUGUUGAAGAUUUAGGCGUUGGCAUACUGAUCAAGAAGAUCAACGUCAGCGUCUUUUCGCGGGCUCUCUGGGAGGCCACACAUAGUGAGAGGAUAAUCACAAAGGCUAGAGUUUUGGGCGAACAAAUCAGAAAGGUAUGUCAACAUUCACAUAUGAAACAAGAGUUUCGACUAACGAAUAUUAGGAGAAUGGAGUCGACACCGCGAUUCAGAGUAUAUAUCGAGACAUGGAGUACGCGAAAUCACUGAUUAAGCGCAAAGAAGGAAAGUCGGAUGAUGAUACACUGGAAGAUUCGGAAGAAAGCUGGACAUUCAUUGGGGACGAUACCGACCCGGAACUAAUUAAACGAUUUUAUGAUUGGGAAUCGAUGGCGCACUCAGGGACUUUAAGUGACAAUAAUAUGAUGGCUUGGUCAGGAUCGGAUGCGGCGUUGUCGCCGACCAGAAAGGCGGCUUGACGGUUUUUUGGUUAUACAUAGCGGUGUGGACAGUAUGUGGGAUGGGGUGGAUUGAGUUGGGUUGGGUUGGGUUGGUUUAUUCUGUAUGGUUUUAUCUGUCGGGGUGUUGGAGGUAGGGGAUUUUUACACGGUUUGGUGAUAUCAUGGUGAUGAGGUAAUGAAGGGAUGGCGAUGGGCGAUGGCUACAGAUGACACGGAUGAUAAUAACAAUACUCCACUUUAUUUGUAUUUAGAGCAGAAGAGAAGUGGAGGAUGGCGAAGCGAUGAUUUUACAUAAACAUAGACAUUAGACAGCUUAUAGGUUGAUGAGAGAUGAUAUUAUUGUCUAGU